AUGAAUUUGGAGGGCGCCGGCGGCGGCUGCCGGGGUGGAGAGUUCGGUAUGAGCUCAGUGAGCUGCGGUAAUGGCAAACUCCGCCAGUGGCUAAUCGACCAGAUCGACAGCGGCAAGUACACGGGGCUCGUGUGGGAGAACGAUGAGAAAAGCGUCUUCAGAAUCCCCUGGAAACACGCGGGCAAACAGGACUACAACCGGGAGGAGGACGCCGCGCUCUUCAAGGCUUGGGCGCUGUUUAAAGGCAAGUUUCGGGAAGGCAUCGACAAACCCGACCCUCCCACUUGGAAGACGCGGCUGAGAUGUGCCUUGAACAAAAGCAAUGACUUCGAAGAACUAGUUGACCGCAGUCAGUUGGACAUCUCCGAUCCCUACAAAGUCUACCGGAUUGUUCCUGAGGGGGCCAAGAAAGGAGCAAAGCAGCUGAGCCUGGAGGAACCGCAGAUACCCAUGGGCCACCCUUACGCGAUGCCAAGUCCUUACUCCUCACUGCCCCCUCAGCAGGUGCCCAACUACGUGAUGGCUCCCCACGAUCGGGCCUGGAGGGAUUAUGUCCCUGACCAACCACACCCCGAAAUCCCCUAUCAGUGCCCCAUGUUUGGACCCCGAAGCCACCACUGGCAAGGCCCAGCGUGUGAAAAUGGUUGCCAGGUGACAGGAACCUUUUAUGCUUGUGCCCCGCCUGAGUCCCAGGCCCCUGGGAUCCCCCUUGAGCCAAGCAUAAGGUCAGCCGAAGCCUUGGCUCUCUCAGACUGCCGCCUCCACAUUUGCUUAUACUACCGGGAUGUCCUGGUGAAGGAUUUGACCACAUCCAGCCCCGAAGGCUGCCGGAUCUCCCACGGUCACACGUAUGAUGCCAGUAACCUGGACCAGGUGCUGUUUCCCUACCCUGAGGACAGCGCACAGAGGAAGAACAUCGAGAAGCUGCUGAGCCACCUGGAGAAAGGUGUGGUGCUGUGGAUGGCACCCGAUGGGCUGUAUGCCAAGAGACUAUGCCAGAGUCGCAUCUACUGGGAAGGGCCCCUGGCCAUGUGCACUGACCGGCCCAACAAGCUGGAGAGAGACCAGACAUGCAAGCUCUUCGACACGCAGCAAUUUCUAUCAGAGCUGCAAGCAUUUGCCCAUCACGGCCGAGCCUUGCCUAGAUUCCAGAUCACCUUGUGCUUCGGGGAGGAAUUUCCGGACCCACAGAGGCAGCGGAAGCUCAUCACAGCACAGGUGGAACCUCUACUCGCCAGACAACUAUUUUAUUUUGCGCAACAAAACAGUGGACAUUUCCUGCGAGGCUACGAUUUACCAGAACACAUCAGCAGUGCAGAGGAUUAUCAUAGAUCCAUCCGCCACUCUUCUAUUCAAGAAUGA
Molecule: messenger RNA, 1362 nt
Organism: Suncus etruscus (white-toothed pygmy shrew)
Lineage: Eukaryota; Metazoa; Chordata; Mammalia; Eulipotyphla; Soricidae
Gene: IRF4
Product: interferon regulatory factor 4
Exons: 8
Coding region: 1-1362 (453 amino acids)
Biological process (GO): regulation of transcription by RNA polymerase II; immune system process
Cellular component (GO): nucleus
Molecular function (GO): DNA-binding transcription factor activity, RNA polymerase II-specific; protein binding; RNA polymerase II cis-regulatory region sequence-specific DNA binding
Source: RefSeq, a predicted model, not a curated record